AUGUUGGAGAUCAGGUUGGUUGGAAGCUGAACAUUGUGGAAAUAAAUCAUUUUUUUCAGAUCGAGUAUGUCAGAGUCGGAACGGGAAAGAGUCCAGAUUGAAAACAGGAAGCGGCGAGUGAAACUGACGAAAAAGUUGGUGAAGGAGAAGAAAGGGCAAGCGACGGAAGAGCGCAAUGACAGUACUGGCGAUGAGGACGAGGAGCAGCAGAAACGGACGGAGCAGGCCAAACGAAUGAAGAUGCAGAUGAGCCAGGCUCUCAAGAAAACACGACAGGAACUGGCAAAGGAAGAGGUGGAACGGAAGAGAGAGGCCGAACUUGCGCAGCGGGUGAGAAAGAAAAUCAGAAGCUAGAGCAACAAGAGAUCGAAAAUAAGUUUCAUUGUAUGAUUUUCAGGUCCGCGAAGAGCUACGAUACAUUGAAAUCCAAGAGAGACGGGAGCGAGAAAGAGCUAAACUUCGGAUGACUGAAGGCCCGACAAGAUCCCCAUAA
Messenger RNA from Caenorhabditis sp. 36 PRJEB53466, 493 nucleotides. The record is from the annotation of a GenBank genome assembly. Lineage: Eukaryota; Metazoa; Nematoda; Chromadorea; Rhabditida; Rhabditidae.